UCUUGCAUUCCUGCCAGGUAGCGGCGUUAGGGACAGAUGGCGUUGGUGGCGGGGAGUGGAUCACUGAAUUGGCCGGCAGGGCGGAGGGGAUAACGGGGGAUCCUCGUUACCGGACCGGGGAUAACGACCGAGUUCCGAGAAGGCUCAAGCAGGAUAAAGACUCGCAUGUCCUCCGGCUUGGAAACACUUUGAACGAAAAGAAGGGCGGACACCUUUGGAAGGCCCAAAGCCUCGGGAUAUAGUUGGCGUUUGAUCCUACUCUGGACGAUUGGGAGGGGAAUAGUCUCGGAACACUUUACGGUGGAACACUGGAGACCUCGGAUUUAAUGUUGGAAGGGCAUGUCGGGAAGCGAGCUAGCUAGCUAAUACAUUCUUUCCCUUGAUUUCAGCUACGGCAUUAGGACAGAAAGUGACUUAAAUGUUCUGUAACGUUGACCAGUUUUAUUAGAUUUUUUUUUACUGAUUUUCUAUCUAGAUAGUCGUUUUUAAAUAAUGUGGCUUGCUUGUAUUAUAAGUUAGCUGGGAAGACACUGAACUACAGAAUGCUUGAGUUGCCGACUGUAUUAGUGACCAUAUUCAGUAGUUAGGUAGCAGUCUGUUUGAGCAGCAUAGAUUGUUUGGUUAGUUGGCCUGUUCUGAUUUUAAGGUGAACCGUUUGUAAGUUAGCUGACUUGAUAACUUUUCUGCGACCAACAAUUUAUCCUUUGCAGCAGUUAAAUCGAUUCGCUAGAACGGUAGCGAGGCGCCUUAACUGCUAACUUGCACCAAUACCAGAACCAAAUGUGGGUAAGAACACACCCUAGUAUUAUAGAGACAGGCAUGUUACUAAAUUUGGAUUAUCAAUUGUGUUAGUUAUUUGGCUGAAACAAUUAUUUCGUAUAUAGAACAUUACACAUUGCAUUUCUGGUCUUGUAUUGAAAUCAGUUUCCAAUUAAGUACACGCUCCAAUUGGAUAUCGAUCGCCAUAAAGUUAUUCGUUAAUGUAGGUGUGAACAUUGGAGACGUAGCUAGCAGGCUAGCCGGAGAACGCCUGUCGACACAGCCGGAGAUCCGUAGUGUUAAGACUGUGUGAAGUUGGGGAAUGGGCAAUACGGUGGCAUGCUGCGUCUCCCCACGGGGGAGCCCGAAGAUCACCCGACCGCCAGACCGUCAGGAGGACUACCAGGUCAAUACCGACCUGAGUGAGGACACGGGCCCGUACCUGCAGCACAUCAGCGACAGAGAGGUGCCGGACGAUUUGGCUCCAGAGUCCAACCCCUCGGACCACGCCCGGGCCAGCACCAUCUUCCUCUACAAGUCCCAGACGGACGUGCGGGAUAAAAGGAAAAGUAAUCACAUAAACCACGUGUCGCCCGGCCCCCUCUCUAAGAAGUACAGCUCCUGCUCCACCAUCUUUAUCGACGACAGCACGGUCAGCCAGCCGAACCUCAAAAGCACAAUCAAAUGUGUGACGUUAGCAAUAUACUACCACAUAAAAAACAGGGACUCAGACCGGUCGCUGGACAUUUUUGACGAGAAGAAGCACCCUCUCUCGAGGGAGCGGGUUCCUGAGGACUACUCCCGGAUCGACCCGGAGCACAAGCUGAUCUACCGCUUCGUCCGCACGCUGUUCAGCGCCGCCCAGCUCACGGCCGAGUGCGCCAUCGUCACGCUGGUGUACCUGGAGCGCUUGCUGACGUACGCAGAGCUGGACAUCUGUCCUGGGAACUGGAAGCGCAUCGUGCUGGGGGCCAUCCUGCUGGCGUCCAAGGUGUGGGACGACCAGGCGGUGUGGAACGUGGACUACUGUCAGAUCCUCAAGGACAUCACCGUGGAGGACAUGAACGAGAUGGAGAGGCACUUCCUGGAGCUGCUGCAGUUCAACAUCAACGUCCCGGCCAGCGUCUACGCCAAGUACUACUUCGACCUGCGCUCGCUCGCUGACGACAACAACCUGAGCUUCCCCCUGGAGCCGCUGGGCACGGAGCGCGCCCAGAAACUGGAGGCCAUCUCCAGACUCUGCGAGGACAAGUACAAGGACCUGAGCAAGGUGGCCAUCCGACGCUCCUUCAGCGCCGACAACCUGGUGGGCAUCCGCCGUUCACACGCCGUGCUGUCCUAGGGGCUGGAACUACAGCCCCCAGAAUCCUCCCCGACACUGGCAGCCAUCUUGUGACCUCUGAGUCCACUGGGACUACAGCCCCCAGAAUCCUCCCCGACACUGGCAGCCACCUUCUGACCUCUGAGUCCACUGGGACUACAGGCAGUGCACUCCUUGGACCCAUCCUCUGCCGCGCCAUUGUGGCACCGGAACAUUCUGAGACUCCCUCCCUCACGGCGCGAACGGAAACUAACUGCAUAGGGACUGAGAUGUUUUAAAUAAAAAAAUUUUUUUUUUUUUUUUUUUCGGUUGUUGUUGCUUACUAUGUAGGCUACUAGCUGUGAACUUUGUCAGUUUUUAAUGGAAAUCAUUUGCAGAUGGAGUAUUUUAAAUAAACACUAACCAUGUAACAA
This is a messenger RNA of Conger conger (European conger), 2493 nucleotides long. It is a transcript of the gene ccnyl1, whose product is annotated as cyclin Y-like 1. Gene Ontology annotation, cellular component: plasma membrane. The transcript is spliced from 10 exons. NCBI's taxonomy places the organism in Eukaryota, Metazoa, Chordata, Actinopteri, Anguilliformes, Congridae. Gene Ontology annotation, molecular function: protein kinase binding; cyclin-dependent protein serine/threonine kinase activator activity. The record is from RefSeq and is a predicted model, not a curated record. Gene Ontology annotation, biological process: regulation of cyclin-dependent protein serine/threonine kinase activity; regulation of canonical Wnt signaling pathway. The coding region runs from base 1082 to 2101 and encodes 339 amino acids.